This is a messenger RNA of Myxocyprinus asiaticus (Chinese sucker), 1684 nucleotides long. RefSeq names its product ubiquitin carboxyl-terminal hydrolase isozyme L3-like. The record is from RefSeq and is a predicted model, not a curated record. Gene Ontology annotation, cellular component: cytoplasm. The transcript is spliced from 9 exons. Lineage: Eukaryota; Metazoa; Chordata; Actinopteri; Cypriniformes; Catostomidae. Gene Ontology annotation, biological process: protein deubiquitination; ubiquitin-dependent protein catabolic process. Bases 138 to 830 code for a protein of 230 amino acids. Gene Ontology annotation, molecular function: cysteine-type deubiquitinase activity.
CUGAGUUCACACAGCCGCAUGCACAUAUUCCAUUGAACUUCCUUCUCAGCUGUCAAAGUGUUCACACACCAUUUCUCGGGGAAGCAAUAUCAUUUUUAUUAUUAUUAUUAAAGAUAACAGUCUGGGCUUAGUCUGAGAUGGAGGGCCAGCGCUGGUUACCACUGGAAGCUAACCCAGAGGUUAUGAACCAAUUUUUAAAGCAGCUGGGCUUAGUACCCACCUGGCAGUUUGGGGAUGUGUACGGUCUGGAAUCUGAAGUUCUCAGUUUGGUGCCAAGGCCUGUGUGUGCUGUUCUGUUGCUCUUCCCCAUAACAGAGAAGUAUGAAACCUUUAGACAGGAGGAGGAGGCAAAGAUUAAAGCUCAAGGACAAGAGGUGUCCUCGGAGGUGUACUUCAUGAAGCAAACCAUUGGGAAUGCUUGUGGUACGAUAGGGUUGAUUCAUGCUGUGGCAAACAAUCAAAGGCAUCUGGAAUUUGAGCCCAAUUCACCACUAAAGGCAUUUUUACUGCAAUCUACAAAGAUGAGCCCAGAGGAAAAGGCAACUUUCCUUGAAAAGGAUGAGAGUAUCCGUGUUACACAUGAGUCAAGUGCUCAGGAAGGACAAACAGAGGCUCCAAGUUUAGAUGAAAAAGUGGAUUUGCAUUUUAUUGCCUUUGUAAACAUUGAGGGACAUUUAUAUGAACUGGAUGGACGCAAACCUUUUCCAAUUGUUCAUAGGAAAACCACAGAGGACACAUUUCUUGAGGAUUGUGCAGAGGUCUGUAAGAAGUUUAUGGCACGAGAUCCUCAGGAGCUCCGUUUUACUGUGGUGGCGCUUUCCAAAGCAUAAAUGUUCUUGAUGUUUAAACUUAGAGGAAAAACUGCCAAUCAUUCUGAAGUGCUGAAUACUUAAGAAUAUGAGCAUUUAUAUAGUAUAGGUUUGAUUUUGUCUUUAAUAAAACAAAAGUUAAAAGUUUUGACAGUAAAAGAUACAAGCCAACAACUUAAAAAAAUAAAUUAUAUAUAUAUAUAUAUAUAUAUAUAUAUAUAUAUAUAUAUAUAUAUAUAUAUAUAUAAAAUUGUUCAAAUAAAUGAAAAAGCUCUACAGUUUUGUACCUGAACCAUGUUGCCACCUUUUCACUUUAACCACCACUCACUUUCUCUGAAAUUAUAUAAAAUACAUUUCUAAUGUUAAUAAUAUUAAUGCACCUAAUGGGGAAGUACCUUUUUUUUUUUUUGCUGGAGAAGAAUAUCUCUUUAAAAUAAAAGUUUAGCUACUUAUGAAUAUGAAGACUUGUCAUGUUCUUAUAUAUAUAUAUAUAUAUAUAAUUAUAGACAACAAUAAAGAACAAAUGUCUAAUGUUUUCAUCUCAUGGUGACCUCAUAUUGUUCUGUUAGGAGUGACAACAGUUCACUAAGAAUACAAAGCCAAUGAGGAACAUGAUUUCGUUUUUUACUCUGUGCACUUUUAUAUUUCCCUCAAAAACACAAUAGAUGAAUUUAAUAGUUUUACAAUAAUUAUUAAAAUUUCAUAACUAAUAAUAUAGUAUUAAUAAUAUAUUUGUAUUUUAUUAUAUUUAUUUUUAUGAAUUAUACAUUUGAAAACAAUCUUAUACUUAUUUACGUAGAUAUGGCAAAACUUAGGGGAAAAAAAAGAAAAAAAAAAGUGCCGUUUAAAAAAAAAAAAAAAAAAAAAAAAAAGCC